AUGGAUAGAGAAUCAUACCCACUCUCCCCAUUCGACCACCUAUCACCACGCGUCCACGUCCCCAAACUCCUCUAUUUUUCCUCCAAUUCAGAUCCUCAAACCAUCGUUCAAACACUCAAAGAUGCACUGUCCAAAACGAUAUCAGCAUUCCCUGUAAUUGCAGGAUCAGUUGGCUUGUCCAAAGAACCGCAUUGUCAGAAAGGUUCGCUUGCGGUGCAAGGUCCUUAUUUCGGCGUCAACGACAUCCUCUCUGUGAAGGAUUUGAGCUCCAAAUACGAUUUUGAGAGUAUCCGAGCCAAUGAAUUUCCGACAGAUGCAGUAGAUGCAGAUGUACUACCGAACCUUGCAGGAAACAAUAAUCAAGUCCUCCUUGCACAGGCGAAUAUCAUUCAUGGGGGCCUUGUGCUCGUCUGUGCAGUGCAUCAUUGUGUGAUGGAUGAAGGGGGCAUGUUCAACUUGUUGAACUUGUGGUCUAUAUUUUGUCGAGGGGGAGAUGGUGAUGAAUUGGUGAAUAAAAAAUGGGUAGAUAACUCUGCUUUAUUGCAAGGGGGUGGUACGGGCAGAUUGGAAGACCAUCCAGAAUAUCAAUUACUACCAGAAGCUGCGUCUACCACACCGUAUCUUUCGCAUUCUUCAGAUGUGGUGGAUACAGGUUUAUUUUUCUUUUCGGACGAUUCAUUACAGCGUCUGAAAGAGCUGGCCAAUGAGGGCUCAGAUGAUGAAUCUUGGGUCUCUACAAAUGAUGCCUUGGUAGCACUUGUUUGGUCCAGUAUAACAUCGGCACGGAUAGCUACUUCAGACUCUGCUGAGCCUUCUACGCUAUCGGUAUUUGCUAUGACGGUUAACGGACGAAAUCGUCUUCUACCACCUAUGUCUCCCAAUUUCACCGGGAACGUCGUCUUGAUUUCCAAAUCCUUCAGCAGAUUCUCGGAUCUGUCAUCCAAAUCAUCAAAUCCUACUCAUCUGGGGACCAUUGCACGCACAGUCCGACAAUCAGUCCGGGAAGUUGACAACGCGAAAGUUAAAGACGUAAUAAAAGCAAUACAAAAUGUGACAGAUCUUGCAAGACUACAACCAAGUGGAUAUGAGUCUCACCAACGCAAUGUUGGAUGCUCGUCUUGGUCUGGACAGCCCUAUUACAGUCAGGAUUGGGGACGAAAGUUGGGCGGAAAAUGUCGAAGAUUUAGGUGGAGAAGUUUGAAGACUGAUGGGAUUUUUAUUAUCUUUCCGAGAAUUCCUAAGGAUGAAGGCGAGAAACUUGGAACGGGGGGUUUGGAAAUCUGUAUGGGGUUGCGGAGAGAAUGUUUGGCAGCGUUGAAAGAGGAUAAGUUUUUUGGGCAAUUUGCAGAGUGGAGAUGCUGUUGA
Molecule: messenger RNA, 1365 nt
Organism: Sclerotinia borealis F-4128
Lineage: Eukaryota; Fungi; Ascomycota; Leotiomycetes; Helotiales; Sclerotiniaceae
Source: the annotation of a GenBank genome assembly